Messenger RNA from Stereum hirsutum FP-91666 SS1, 1988 nucleotides. Its product is annotated as MFS general substrate transporter. The transcript is spliced from 16 exons. NCBI's taxonomy places the organism in Eukaryota, Fungi, Basidiomycota, Agaricomycetes, Russulales, Stereaceae. Gene Ontology annotation, molecular function: transmembrane transporter activity. Gene Ontology annotation, biological process: transmembrane transport. Bases 1 to 1605 code for a protein of 534 amino acids. The record is from RefSeq and is a predicted model, not a curated record.
AUGGUCUACGUUAUCGGCGCUGUCGGUAAACCAUUUGUGGCCCAAUUGGCGGAUAUCACUUCAAGACCGAUCGCGUAUUCCGUCUCUCUUGUCCUCUAUGUUCUUGGUUUCGUCGUCGUCGCUGCUGCUCAAGGAAUCGGCGCCGUCGCAGGAGGACAACUUAUGUAUGAAGUUGGCUCCGUCGGCCUUGACCUUGUCACGGACCUCAUCGUGGCAGACUUGUCUCCUCUGGAAUGGCGAGGUUUUAUGACCGCGCUCCCGAGUGCGCCGUACAUCAUCAAUGCCUACGUCUCAGGAUUUAUCACGGAUGGACUGGGUGAAGAUGGCUGGCGAUGGGGAUACGGGAUGUUCGCUAUUAUGAUGCCCGUGGUCAUGGCUCCCGCCCUCGUCGUUCUCUUCUGGGCGGACGUGAAAGCGAAGAAGGCCCAUAUACUAUCAUUCAGCGCAUCCAACUACACGGCGCGGACCGAUAAACAGGAACGUAAAUCAUGGAUAAUCCUCUGUCGUGACUUUUGCAUCAAGAUCGACGCGUUCGGGUUGAUUUUGCUCGGGUUCAGCUGGAGUUUGAUCUUGUUACCGUUCACGCUGAAGAGUACGGCGGCUGAUGGGUAUAAGAACCCUUCGCUGAUCGCGAUGUUCGCCGUCGGCGGUGUGCUGCUCAUCGCGUUCGGACUGUACGAAAAAUGGGGAACGAACCAUCCUAUAUUGCCAUACAGGAUAUUGAACAAGGUGUUCAUUCUUGGAGUCAUCAUUGAUGCGUUCUACUUCUUGAGCGGAAGGCUGCGAUCGACGUAUUUCUCGAGUUGGACUUAUGUGGUUACGGAUUGGUCACUCUACGAGUGGACGAUCUUUUCGAACACCGAGACGGUCGGAUUGUGCGUUUUCGGUCUCAUCGCAGGUCUUAUUCAGAGGUAUACGCAUCGGUAUAAGUGGUUGCAGGUGUCGGGAUUGUCGAUUCGGAUAAUUGGUAUGGGAUUGACUUUCUAUGCGCGAGGCAGCCACGCUACAAACGUCGCCCUCGCAUGGACACAAAUCCUCAUCGCUCUUGGCGGAGCCUUCUCCGUCGUCGGCACUCGUGUUUCUACUCAAGCUUCAGUCCCACACGAAGACCUUGCCGUCGUGAUUGCCAAUCUGGCGCUUUGGACGAAGUUGGCUGGAGCUAUUGGAGCCGCGGUCGCAGGAGCCGUUUGGAGUGGCACGAUGCCGACGAACUUGAGUAACCAGCUGCGACCCCUUGGACUUUCCGCUGCAGAUAUCAAGAAGAUCUACGGCUCCAUCAAGACCGCAAAAUCACAGCCUGCGAACGUGAGGGCUGCGGUCAUCAUCGCGUACGACGCGACUGUCAAGCCGCUCUACAUCGCCGCUCUCGUGCUCUCCUUCAUCCCCCUCAUUGCCGGCCUCCUCACCACGAACUACUACCUCGGAAAAACUCAAAAUGCAGUCGAUGGACGUGUCCAUGCCAUUUAUGUCGCUGAAUCUGGGGAAGCAGCGUACGUACCAGAAGGUGGAGAUCCGAGGAUGGUCGGGACGGAGGCACAUACGGCUGCAGGAGUUGGCGGGGUUGAUGAUGGGGUGCCUGAGGGCGGAGCUAGGAGGCGGGAUUAGGUGAAGUAGGCCGGGGAGAGAGAUGGUCGUUUAGAUUGAACGCGUCAAUGGAUUGGGAAAAAUGAGACAAGAGACAGGGAGAUGUCUCUUGAUUAAUGUGAUUAAUGACAUGUGAGAGUGUUUUAUUGAGGGAUGUGUUUUUACUUGUAACUUCCCCCUUGUUCCGAGUCGUUCUCUGCUCGGAGAUUUAGAGUAGAUAUUUCGCGUUACAGUGACCAGGUUACUCUACAAGCUCCGCUGUUCUUUGACUGUUAUGACUAAAGUUGAACUCCCAUCUCUGCAUUUAGGGAGCUGCACCUCAUUGCCAUUCCGUUCUUGAAGUGUCCAUGACGAUUUCAUGAGUCUCGACUCAGUUGAGAUCGGUGAACGGUCACGUGCUCGAC